AUGUCUCUGAAAGUGGGUCCCACCGGUCAAACCACCGGCAGCAGCAGCUUCUGGAUGCUGCUCUGCCCCCUGCUCUGUGCUCUGGUCCUGGCUCAGGGUUCCACACAGAGCACUGAGGACUUGCAGAGCACCGCUACCACAUCACUGCCGGAGGACUGGACCGGCACGACGAUCCAGCUGCAGCCAGACCUGCAGACUGAGGCCGAGACUCAGACCGAAGCACAGACAGAAGUACGGACAGAAGCCACAACAGAGACUCUGACAGAGACGCAGACUCAGAGCAUCACCAGCAACUAUACAGGUCUGUCCUGUAUCCCCGUCCUGCCUCCACGUCGGGGUUCCUUUUAUGUCGAGAGCGGCACAGGCGUGUCAGUCGGCAGUGUGUUGGCCUUCUGGUGCAGAGAGGGAUACCAGCUGGUCGGCAGUGACAAAAUCUACUGCAAUGUCAGGAACGGCAAACCACAGUGGAGCAACUACCUGCCUGUCUGUGAGGCGAUCCCCAGGCCGGAGGACCGUGGUCUGAGAGUGGCUGUGUUGGCAUCAGUGGUGAGUGGCAUUGUCAUCCUCGCCAUGUCCCUGUCCUUCCUCAUCUGCUGUCUGCAAGAACGAUCGAGCCGGGACCGAGCCAAGAAGGAGGGACGAAGCAGGCGCAGAGAGAAGCACUCGUCCCGUCGCAGCGAGUGUUGGCUGGAGAGAGAGGAGGGUGAGUGGGAGGCCUUCCCUCCUCCCAAGAUCUUCCACCUCUCGCAGAGGAUGAACCCCCGUCUGGCCCCUGACAGCCCCCUCUACCUCACUGGAGGCCUCACUGGAUAUGAGAACAGAGGAUACCAGAGGAGUCAGGAGAGUCUGCUGAAGGCCUCCCUGCCUGGACUCUACCGCUCCGAGUCACAGCUAUACCCUCACGUGGUCCUGCAGAGGGUCCCAACUCCGACGGCACCCUCCGCCCCUUCCGCUCCGUCCGCUCCCCUCUACCUCCACCUCCCCUCGUCCUCCUCCGCUGCCUCCUCACCUGCCCACACAGCCGCCCACAGCCAGCCUCACAUCGUGACGCAGCAUCCCACGUACCCGCCGAACCCCAACACAGCUGUGCCCGUCUACCCCCACCCAACACCAGCGCCUAUCUACCCCAACCCCAACCCAAUACCGCAGCGGCCAUGGCAGUAG
Molecule: messenger RNA, 1164 nt
Organism: Toxotes jaculatrix (banded archerfish)
Lineage: Eukaryota; Metazoa; Chordata; Actinopteri; Toxotidae
Exons: 5
Coding region: 1-1164 (387 amino acids)
Cellular component (GO): plasma membrane
Source: RefSeq, a predicted model, not a curated record